Messenger RNA from Dovyalis caffra, 705 nucleotides. Lineage: Eukaryota; Viridiplantae; Streptophyta; Magnoliopsida; Malpighiales; Salicaceae. The record is from the annotation of a GenBank genome assembly.
AUGGCUGCCCAAAUCAGUAAGAAACGCAAAUUUGUUGCGGAUGGAGUUUUCUAUGCAGAACUGAACGAGGUAUUGACCAGAGAAUUGGCCGAGGAUGGAUACUCUGGUGUUGAAGUUAGGGUUACACCGAUGCGCACUGAGAUCAUCAUCAGGGCUACUCGUACCCAAAAUGUUCUUGGUGAGAAGGGAAGGAGGAUCCGGGAGCUGACUUCUGUUGUUCAGAAACGUUUCAAAUUUCCUGAGAAUGGGGUGGAGCUCUAUGCUGAGAAAGUUAACAACAGGGGUCUAUGUGCCAUUGCUCAAGCUGAGUCUCUUCGUUACAAGCUUCUUGGAGGCCUUGCUGUUCGCAGGGCUUGCUACGGGGUGUUGAGAUUUGUAAUGGAGAGUGGGGCAAAAGGAUGUGAGGUUAUUGUGAGUGGAAAGCUCAGGGCACAGCGUGCCAAAUCCAUGAAAUUCAAGGAUGGGUACAUGAUAUCCUCUGGCCAACCAGUUAAAGAGUAUAUUGAUUCAGCUGUUAGGCACGUUCUCCUGAGACAGGGAGUGCUUGGCAUCAAGGUCAAGAUCAUGCUUGACUGGGAUCCUAAGGGUAAGGUGGGACCAAUGACACCAAUGCCUGAUCUGGUCACCAUCCAUUCUCCCAAGGAAGAAGAUGAGUAUGUUGCUCCACCAGUGAUGGCAACCAAUAUUGAGAUUCCAGUAGCAUAA